This is a messenger RNA of Penicilliopsis zonata CBS 506.65, 1617 nucleotides long. RefSeq lists its product as hypothetical. Gene Ontology annotation, cellular component: nucleus. The record is from RefSeq and is a predicted model, not a curated record. The transcript has 4 exons. NCBI's taxonomy places the organism in Eukaryota, Fungi, Ascomycota, Eurotiomycetes, Eurotiales, Aspergillaceae. Bases 1 to 1617 code for a protein of 538 amino acids. Gene Ontology annotation, molecular function: copper ion binding; RNA polymerase II cis-regulatory region sequence-specific DNA binding; DNA-binding transcription factor activity, RNA polymerase II-specific. Gene Ontology annotation, biological process: intracellular copper ion homeostasis; intracellular iron ion homeostasis; positive regulation of transcription by RNA polymerase II.
AUGCUUAUUGAUGGCGAGAAGUGGGCUUGUGAAGCUUGCGUCCGGGGUCACCGUGUCAGCAGCUGUCACCAUAGUGACCGCCCUUUGACCCACAUCAACAAGAAAGGCCGGCCAGUCUCCCAAUGUACUCACUGCCGCGGCCUACGCAAGUCACGAACAACCCACGUCAAGUGCGAGUGCGGGGACAAGAAGAAGAGCCAUGGUCACAAGAGUGAUCCAGACUCGGACAAGAGUGAGCACGAUGAGGAUUCCCGGCCGCGCUGUAGCUGCUCACAUGGCCAGCGCUGCUCCUGUGCUCUGAAGAAAGAACACCAUCUAGAUCCUGUUCCCGAGGCGGGCCUGCCCCAACCGUCCGCUCUCUCGGAGACGAAGAAGCCCUUGCUCACCUCGACCAAGUCUGACAGCACGCUCACCGUCUUCCGUGAUGGUCACCACAAGCCCGCCCACAAGCACAAUGACAUGGCACACAAGUGUGGAAUGCCCUACACCAUCCCUCGGUCCCAUACCGUCCAUUCCACCGCAGAUAUCGCUCGUCGCUCCAUGGACCAUCUGCCCUCUCUGCCGUCGACCUCCUUGAUGGGUGAGAACACCAGCACCGGCAGCCAUCACCACCAGCAACACCACAGCAACAAUAACAAGACAAGUAAUAUUGCCGACCAUCUCGAGCAGUUGACCGGUGUGUCGCCGCCCCGUCUCGUCAAAUCCGAACAUGGUUCCCCCGACAGUGUCCCCAUCACCGCGCUAGAGGAUGUGACGAACCCGAUCCCGCCACUUGAACUCUCGUCCUUCCUUGACACGUUCACCCCACCACCGCGUCCGUUAGCGCUGCCGCUAGAACAGAUCGUCACCAGCGUGCCUCCAAUGAACAUUUCCGCCUUCUCUUUUUCAACGACGACGACCACCACCACCUCUCCGAUCUCCUGUCUGGCGUACCAAGAUCCAUACAACGAGCAGUACUUCACCUCUCCCGAUACCGACUUUGCCCUGCGCUCGGCUGCCUUCAGCGCCCCGCCUGUUGAUUGGUCGAGUUUUCCUCUGUACGCCUCGGACGUCCCGCCCACGACAAGCACACAGGCCCCGUCGUACGCUAGUAUGGACUGCAAUUACCCGACCGGGUUACCAGCGCCCUCGUCGUCUGGGGACACCUCGGAGGUGGACGAAUGGGGGCCGUUCUCGGGUCUGGGUCCCACGGCCGCGAACGAUCUGCAGGAUCUGCACAGCGUCAGUGAGGGCUCGGAUGUCGACCACUUGCGCCUCAGCUCAGCCUCGUCGUUUAUCGGCCUGCCCCAGGCGCAGUUGCUGUCGUCAACGAACCUGGACUCGAUCAGUAUCGACGACUUCCUCAAGUCGGCCAACGAGUCAACCGCCGCCCUGGAGCACCAGCUGCAGGCCACGAUGGCCAUGGACGUCAAAUCGCUUCCGACACCGACGGCCUAUGUCAUGUCGCAGACGCAAAGCUACGAGCCUAUAUCCACCCCUGUGGCCAGCGUGCCCCUGACGACUGCCACGACCAGUGGCACGACAACCGCGGCGGUCGAGCCCGUCUGGCCCGCUGCGUUGUUCGACCCGCUCCCCACCUCGGCGGAAGAGCAGUUCUACCGCUCGUCGUGGGUAUGA